Molecule: messenger RNA, 1368 nt
Organism: Dama dama (fallow deer)
Lineage: Eukaryota; Metazoa; Chordata; Mammalia; Artiodactyla; Cervidae
Product: zinc finger protein 501-like
Exons: 6
Coding region: 1-1368 (455 amino acids)
Biological process (GO): regulation of cytokine production; regulation of immune system process; negative regulation of transcription by RNA polymerase II
Source: RefSeq, a predicted model, not a curated record
AUGGCAAAAGGUCCCUAUUCUGGAGGUCGUCAGAGAGAAAGAGAAAAGGGGGGAUGGCUGAUGUUCCAGGAUGUGGCCAUAGACUUCACUCAAGAGGAGUGGGAAUGCCUAGACCUCGGUCAGCGGGAACUGUAUAGGGACGUGACGUUAGAGAACUACAGGAACCUGGCCUCCUUGGGUGUUCAGAAUAUUCAGGAUCUGCAGAAAAGUUACAAGUGUAAGAAAUGUGAGAAAGCCUUUACUAACUCAUCCAGUCUAAGUAGACACAGGAAAAUUCAUUCAGGAUGGAAACCUUUCAAAGGUACAGAGUGUGGCAAUGCCUCUAAUCAGAAUUCAAAGCUUAGUCAAGAUCAGCACAUCCACACUGGCAAAAAACCCUAUGAAUGUAAGGAAUGUGGAAAAACAUUUAUGUCUUGCUCAAAUCUUAGUCAACAUCAGCGAAUUCAUACUGGGGAGAAGCAUUAUAAAUGUACAAAGUGUGGCAAAGCCUUUAAUCAGAACUCAAAGCUUACUCAGCAUCAGCGAAUGCAUACAGAGCAGAAACCUUACAAAGGUAAGGAAAGUGGCAAAGCCAUUUUUAGGUGUUCACAUUUCAGUCUGCAUCAGCAAGUUCAUGCUAGGGAGAAACCAAGCAAAUGUAAAGAAUGUGGCAAAGUGUUUCCUUGUAGCUCAUGUCCUACUCAAUAUCAGUAUAAAUGUAAGGAUUGUGGCAAAGAAUUUAAGCAGUGCUCAGGUCUCACUUACCAUCAGAAAAUUCAUACUGGAGAGAAGUCUUAUAAAUGUAAGGAUUGUAGCAAAGCAUUUAGACAGCAGUCAUGUCUUACUAAACAUCAACGAAUUCAUACUGGAGAGAAGCCUUAUAAAUGUAAAGAUUGUGGCAAAGAAUUUAACCAGGGCUCAGGUCUCACUUACCAUCAGAGAAUUCAUACUGGAGAGAAGCCUUAUAAAUGUAAGGAUUGUGGCAAAGCAUUUAGACAGCAGUCAUGUCUUACUAAACAUCAAGUAAUCCAUACUGGAGAGAAAUCUUAUAAAUGUAAAGAAUGCGGAAAAGCUUUCAGUCACUACUCAACUCUUACUGAACACCAGCGAAUUCAUACUGGGGAGAGGCCUUAUAAAUGUAAGGAUUGUGGCAAAGACUUUAGAAAGCACUCAGGUCUUACUUACCAUCAGAUAAUUCAUACUGGAGAGAAACCUUAUAAAUGUAAAGAAUGCGGAAAAGCCUUCGGUCACUACUCAAGUCUUUUUCAACACCAGCGAAUUCAUACUGGAGAGAAGCCUUACAAAUGUAAAGAAUGUGGAAAAGCCUUUAUCAAGAACUCACAUCUUACUCGACAUCAGAGAAUUCAUACUGAAAGAAAAACCUUAUAA